GACGCGGAUGACAGUGAGAACCAAGUGAGAACCGACUUCCACUCAACUUCCACUUAUUCGCCAUAACUGAAACCUGGAUCCUCGCAAUCGUGCUCAAACAGUUGACCCACCACACCCGCCUUCCCACACGCAGAUCACUCCAUCCACUCCUCCCACUCUCCCUCCCUUCCCUAUCGCAAAAAUGUCAACACCAAUGGACAUCGACAACCCGCCCACAGACGUCGUCGACACAGCCGAGCCCGGCAGCAGCACGGCCAAACCAAAGAGCGCAAAGGGCAAGGAAGCCGCCGCGGGAAAGAAACGAUUCGAGGUCAAGAAGUGGAAUGCUGUAGCGUUGUGGGCUUGGGAUAUUGUGGUCGACAACUGUGCCAUUUGCCGAAAUCACAUCAUGGACCUGUGCAUAGAAUGCCAAGCGAACCAAGCAUCAGCGACGAGCGAGGAGUGUACUGUGGCCUGGGGAAUCUGUAAUCACGCGUUCCAUUUCCACUGCAUAUCCAGGUGGUUGAAGACCCGCCAAGUGUGUCCAUUGGAUAACCGAGAGUGGGAGUUCCAAAAGUACGGUCGCUAAGGAGGUGUUGUAUAUAAGAUGGUUGCUCUUCCGAAGAUUUGUCGUUUAGUUUUUCCCGGGCUCGUUCUGGCGAGCACUUUCGCUCGCUCGCAGAUACCUACACCCCUCCUUUACCUUUUGAUCAUGAGUGUAUAUGAUUUACUUACCUCUGCGUCAUGACAAAUAUACCUUUCCUCUGUGCCGGUCCACACUGUUUGUGACAUGCUGUGCGGCCCGCAGGUGGAUGUUUGGGAG
Molecule: messenger RNA, 802 nt
Organism: Fimicolochytrium jonesii
Lineage: Eukaryota; Fungi; Chytridiomycota; Chytridiomycetes; Spizellomycetales; Powellomycetaceae
Product: RING-box protein 1A-like protein
Exons: 4
Coding region: 182-568 (128 amino acids)
Biological process (GO): ubiquitin-dependent protein catabolic process; protein ubiquitination
Cellular component (GO): nucleus; cullin-RING ubiquitin ligase complex
Molecular function (GO): ubiquitin protein ligase activity; zinc ion binding; cullin family protein binding
Source: RefSeq, a predicted model, not a curated record